CGCAGCCGCCGCCAUUUUGGUAUUGGCAUCGGCAUCGGGCGGGGCCCGGGAAUCCUCCUUCGGGUCUGCGAUGGUUCACGCAACGCCCCGCCCCGGCCAAGGUGGAGCCGCCCCCAGGGCAGGAGCGGGGGGACCCAGGCGUCCUGCCCGGAACACGAGCGCCUCACAGCCCCUUCCCCUCCCCGCUUUUCAUCUGCGGGGCCCUCGCCCCCCUCGGCUUUCGCUCCGAAAGCGGGGCUGAAACCCCAAGGGCGCCCCUCAUCAGUGCGGGGGGGAUCGAGGGUUCCCCCGCUAACCCCCACCCCAGAAAUAGAGGUGCACCCUCCCCAGACCGCCCCCCCCCCGGGAUUAGUGCAGGAAGAGGGGAGGAUUAGAGGUGCCCCAACACAGCUGCCCCUAUAAAAGGGAGGUGCGCCCCCCCCAGAGCCCCCCCAGGAUUAGUGCAGGAAGAGGGGAGGAUUAGGGGUGCCCCAGCAUAGCUGCCCCUAUAAAAGGGGGGAGGUGCACCCCCCAGUGCCCCCCCCCAGGAUUAGUGCAGGAAGAGGGGAGGAUUAGGGGUGCCCCAGCAUAGCUGCCCCUAUAAAAGGGAGGUGUGCCCCCCCCAGAGCCCCCCCAGGAUUAGUGCAGGAAGAGGGGAGGAUUAGGGGUGCCCCAGCAUAGCUGCCCCUAUAAAAGGGGGGAGGUGCACCCCCCAGUGCCCCCCCCCCAGGAUUAGUGCAGGAAGAGGGGAGGAUUAGGGGUGCCCCAGCACAGCUGCCCCUAUAAAAGGGGGGAGGUGCAACCCCCCGGAUCCCCUGCAGGAUUAGUGCAGGAAGAGGGGAGGAUUAGGGGUGCCCCAGCACAGCUGCCCCUAUAAAGGGGGGGAGGUGCGCCCCCCCAGAGUCCGUGCAGGAGGAGGAAGGGGGGUCUCUAAGCCCCCCCAAUUCCUCUUCUCCCACGACCAGACACGGGCAGCUCCACUCCCAGAUAGUGAGGCAGUUACCACCUUUGUAUCCACUCCUGCUGCAGCGCCCCUGGCCCAGCAAAUCUCAUCCGGAUCCCGCCUGCAACUCCCCGGCUCGAUUGAAACCUCAAUUCAAGCCCUAGUUCUCUAUUCAACUGAUGUGGAUAUUUCUCUCUCCUCCGGCUCAACGUUGGUGAUGUCUACGCUACCAUGAUUAACAGGAUGUAGGUGGGAAGGCGAUGACAGAUACAGAGGCAGCAGUGGGAGUGACCCAUGUCGUGGAAGACGCAAUGAGGAUGACUGGAUGUGGAAGCUGUGGGAAUGACAAGAACUGACCUCGCUGUGCCCUGAACUAUUCUGAGUGUUACACCUUCGCUUCUGUGCAGAACUGAAAGCUGCAGGGGGAGAGGAAUCGGAGUGACUCUCGCUACAGCCGGAGAGGCGCGGAUCAGAGGUGAUCAGAGCAACCUGUGUGCGUCAGUGGAGAGAUGGGGGAAACAGCAGAUUCUACUGAGCAGAGUCUGCAAGGAGAGGUGCACCCCACUUGUAAUGGAGACCCUGAGACAGGAGGGGAGAUGGAAACUCGAAAUAAUCCUCAACAAGAACAAUUAUUAAUGGAGUUGCCAAGUAGGAAUGGAGAUGUAAGGAGAGAACAAGACCCAGGUUCUCAAUCUCCCUUCAGGGACCCAUUCGUGCGUAAAGUCCUGAUCUGUGUCUCCAGUGUGGCAGUGGUUCUGUUCUUUGCCUUCAUUGUUUUGGCUGCAACUCUGCCAGGGAUACCAUCAAGGGCACCUGUGGCCUGCCCCAAUGGCUCGGUCACGUUCCAAGGGAAAUGCUACUAUUUCUCAGAGACCGAAGGGAACUGGACCUACAGCCGGAGCCGCUGCUCUGCCCUGGGUGCCUCCCUGGCUGGGAUCGACACCCAGCAGGACAUGGACUUCAUGCUCCACUACAGAGGCCUCAGGGACCACUGGCUUGGCCUCCGGAAGGAGACGGACCAGCUCUGGACAUGGAUGAAUGGCACCAAAUUCAACAGCUGGUUUAAAAUCGGAGGGGGAGGGGAGUGCGCGUAUCUGAAGGAAGCAAAAGCCGUCAGCUCCUCGCGGUGCUCUAUGGAGAGACACUGGAUCUGCAGCAAACCCCACACGUGUGCAAAGGUUUAGCACAGCGCCGGGCAGGGGGCUGAAGGCUCAACCCUGAAGAGAUGGGCCAUCGUUGAUGCUGACAGGCUCGGAUGUUUCUCUGGCUAAUGAGAGCGUUUGCAGUCAUGCUAGUGAGGACUAAACCAAAAAGCAUCUGAGAUGGGCCAGACACUUCUGCUUCAGGGCAUAAGAUCCCUAUCCUUGGGAGUAAACUUUCCGUAAUGGAUGAGUGAUCUCGUAACUGUCCAUUAGCUGACCUGCCCUUUCCUCUGAAUCAGCUGGUGCUGGCCACUCAGACAGGAGACUGGCCUGGAUGAACUGGGGAUUCCUGAACCAGCCGGUUCUCACCUGAGGCCCCUUCGUCUGGUAUGUCUGGGCACCAAGACGGGCAAAUAAGGACCAAACUCUGGGCCACCUUUCAGGGAGCCGUUUUGAUCUCAUCUUCCCAUUGAGCCACCUCAAUGCCACGGAAUCACUUCCACAACCAGCACUUCCAGCUGUAAUAAGCCUCCUGCUUACCUGAGCUUCCAGUCGUAGGCCUGGUCCACGCUACAGAGAUAGGGCGACGUAAGGCAGCUUAUGUCGACCUAAUUAUGUCAGUGUCCACACUACAGCCUUGCUCCCACCAGUGUAAGUGCCCUACUACACCGACAUCAUAACCCCACUGGCACGGCAGGCGUAAGGCUUCUGUCUGUGUAGUUAGAGCGGUGCAGUGUCCGUGUGGACACUGAGUUACUUACCUUGGCUGUUGGCCCUCGUCCUUGUCAAUUUCACAGCUGCCUGCUGGAGCCAAGAAAUUGACAAGAUAGGCUGGUAGGCCCCCUGCUGUGAACCUCAUACCUGGCUCUUAGCUAGGGCUGUCACAACCAGAUGGGUGGGGGGCUCCCCACUCCUAAGCAGGCUGUUGCCUGGUCUACCCUCUCCUAGCGGGCUGCUUAGAACCCGGCAGGAACCCCUGCGGGGAGCCAGGCUCUCAGCCCCCCACUCUGCCCUUCUUAGCUCAGUGGCAAUGCUCCUGGUGAGGACGCACACCACCCACAGAAGGAGGGUAGGGUAGAUGUUUUGUGAUGCCAGGGUAACCCAGGCCUGCUCAGCGUGGUGCUCUGUACCCUUCAAGUGGUGGUUAGGCCAGCUCGAGAUAGAUGAGCCUGCUACAGCCGUAGCUAAGAAAAGCGUCUUUUAGUUCCGGCAGUAGAGGCUGGAGAGAUCCCGGGUUUGAUCACAGCCAUGGACAGCGUUUCACGAGGACAGAAGGAGCAUCCGCAAAUCCAGUGCUCUGGCUCGCGCUGUGUGCUCUGAUUGACAGGGGUGUACCCUGUUCCUCCUCCGGUGGGUAAUAGGUCGACUUAAGUUUGUAGCUUCGACAUGACCUUAGUCUCUCUGAUCUGGGGACCUAGGAAUGUUUUGGAGGGCAGCAAUCUCUGAUCAAGAAUGACCCAAGACGAUACCAUGCCUCAUAGUAGCUUCUCCACUGUUGGGAGGGGCGGGGAUCAAUUGGAAUUCAGCUUAUCAUAAGUUACUGGGCUCAACGCAGGAAUCGCUGGGUGAGCUUCUCUGCUCUGUUAGGCAGAAGGUCAGGCUAGAUGGUCAUAAUGGGCUUUUGUGACCUUGAAACCUGAGCUGUUUGGUUUUGGGAAGAAUGGGAAGCUGAGAGGUGGCUCUGGAUAACAAUGCAACUGUUCUGAUUUCCUACCUCUGCGCUUUACUAGCUGCUGCAGAAAGCAGGUCUUGUCUCGUGCUGCUGACAAUCUGAGAUCAACCCGAAGUGCACUGCGUCUUAACGCUGAGCCAUGGACUCCUCUUACGUUUGUUUCUAAGUCUUUGUAAACUGUGAUUUACUUAAUUAUGCUAUUUAUCACAAAGCUAUAUAUUUUUUGACAGCCCUUUUUUGCACAGUAUUUAUAAUAGGCUGUCAUUCUGUAAAUGAAGCAUUAUCGUUGGAUGUGGUUUUGUAUUGCAAGGUAACUUAAUUGCAGUGUUAAGAUUAAUGAUGCCUGACUAGUAUUGUGCUGAUGGCUGUACAAACCUCACUGAGACUAAUGGGUGUGAAUGGACCUUUCGAUUAACAUAACUGUCAGAAUAAGGUCAUUGCAAGCCCUCUCCCCAGACACACAGGGUAUGUGACCCUGUCUGAGACUUGUGUACUAAAUGGGUGGCAGGGUUUUGCCAGUUUCUGGAGGGGUGGGUGCAGAACACGGGGAACUACAGAGCUACACAGACGGCUGGAAGGAACAGCUGAAAGCAAGGCGUAUGAGCCUGGAGUGAGGUUUUGGGGUCAGAGGUGCAGGCUGAAAAAUGUGUUCUUGGUGCUGUGAGCAAAAUAAGCUGUUUCCUGCUACCUGUUUUCUCCCGUGUCCAGGGAAACGGGUCCUUUGUACGGGUUUUGUAAAUAAACAAACCUGCAUUAAAUAAAUAAUGGCUUCUCA
This is a messenger RNA of Chelonia mydas (Green sea turtle), 4511 nucleotides long. Its product is annotated as C-type lectin domain family 2 member A. NCBI's taxonomy places the organism in Eukaryota, Metazoa, Chordata, Testudines, Cheloniidae. The transcript has 8 exons. The record is from RefSeq and is a predicted model, not a curated record. The coding region runs from base 1432 to 2106 and encodes 224 amino acids.